UGGGAUCAGCGCAAAGACGCACCACAGCUGGACUUUGGCCUGUUCAGUCGGCGUUGGCAUUCACCCGAACAUGCGGAGAAUGACCCAUUAAUGAAACUUGCGCUCUUCGCUCGCCGCGUGGCAUUGUACGAGUACGAAGCGACGGGUCUUGUUAAGCUGCGGGAACACCCAGAUGGGCUGCUCAAUGCCUACAUGGACGAUCCACGGGCUUACAACGACGGCCCUGACUUGCAGCUCAAACAUGACUUCAGCCUCGCCCAGUAUCGAAUUGCCCCCCGAAAACCCCAGCGACGCGAGUUGCUCGGGUUGCCCACCAUUUUCGAAUUCUUCGACCAAGAUCUCCCACCAAGCGAGUAAAGCUAUCGGGAAGGUAGCCGAGCGGGUGGAUAGGACGACCUCAGAGGAGACCCAGUUACGCAAGCUAAGCGCAAGCUCAUGUCGGACAGCGUUGAGGAAGCGCUCACAAGACCGCCUACCCGCCAGAUCUUCCUUCCCAACAACUUGCUCGAUUUCGCGUGGGAUGGGAUGGCUGAAGGCACCUUGGCUCCGGACACGGCUAAGGCAAGUAUUUAGUCGCCUCCCAGUCGAGAGACUUUUAAAAACAGGCUCUUUGUCUACUAGAGGCACGACGCGGCCUCCACCUGGCAGCUGGAAGACAGGCGGCGGGACGAGACCACGGAGGUGCUGUACGCGUUUGUACGCCAGUCACAGAACUGCGCGCGGCUGGCCGAGCGCAAAUCCAGAAAUUACUUUGUGGAUGACUCUAAGCUCGCAGAGUAACUGUUAUUUGCAGGAGAUCAAGUGCGCCAUCACGAGGUGAUCAGUCCGACCGACGGCGGGACACAAGAUCAGUGCGCCGCGCCGCUAGGUGUUGCAGCCCUACCUAGUUCCGUUUGAGAGCCCCUACCAGCAGGCCGAGCUAUGAGAUCUGCUGAAUGCUUCCGUGUGGAUCCUGCGCAAUAUGCGCACAAUUCCGGGGAGACGAAGACGUCGUCCCUCAGGGCAGGUAACAGUUAGGCGCAAGCAGCGGAGGACGGAGUCGAGGUUGACAUGAUACACUUCACAAGG
Messenger RNA from Tilletiaria anomala UBC 951, 1068 nucleotides. RefSeq lists its product as uncharacterized. The record is from RefSeq and is a predicted model, not a curated record. The transcript is spliced from 2 exons. The coding region runs from base 173 to 820 and encodes 215 amino acids. NCBI's taxonomy places the organism in Eukaryota, Fungi, Basidiomycota, Exobasidiomycetes, Georgefischeriales, Tilletiariaceae.